Molecule: messenger RNA, 2303 nt
Organism: Anolis sagrei ordinatus
Lineage: Eukaryota; Metazoa; Chordata; Lepidosauria; Squamata; Anolidae
Gene: TDP1
Product: tyrosyl-DNA phosphodiesterase 1
Biological process (GO): DNA repair
Cellular component (GO): nucleus
Molecular function (GO): 3'-tyrosyl-DNA phosphodiesterase activity; single-stranded DNA binding; double-stranded DNA binding
Source: RefSeq, a predicted model, not a curated record
UUUCCUCCGGAAACGGAAGUUGGCUCUGUUAGCCACGCCUCUUCUUGUGUCCUUUUGCAUGUCUUUCCAGGUUUCUCAAACAGAAGGCGGUAAAGAGAGAAUGGAAGGGAGUGUUUCCUCUCCUUAAGGCGGGCUGAGGAGAAGCGGGACUCUUUUUCCUUCCUUCAUAAUUCUCGAAUAUGUCUCAGGAAAGCGAGCAUGGGAAGUGGGCCGUCUCCAGCAGCGAGGAGGAAGAUGGCGACAAGCCCUCCACUUCUUUGCCCCAGCAAACUGGCCGAGGCAAGGAAAGUGAGCCCUCUUUCCCUUGCUCAGAGGCCAGGAAAGCCGCGCUCAAGAGAAAGGCCUCCCCUUUGAAGCACCAAGAUGGGGGCUUUCCUCAGGCCCCAAAGCAGAAGUCUCCUCCAGAAGAACAGGGUUGGUGCCUUUCCAGCAGCGAGGACGAGGAGGACACUAAAGGCCAGAAGGGGAAAGGAGACGCGGGAGCCGGAGCCAGGCCCAAAGAACACCGUCCUGCUCUGAAGGAACAAGGAGAAGGGACUCACAAGCCUCUCCAGAGCCAGGAGUCUUCACAAGCUCCUCAAAAAGUGCAGGACACUUGGGAUCUCUUGGAUGGGGAAAACCCUUUCAGGUUCUUCCUCACGAAAGUGAAAGGGAUUGACGCCAAAUACAAUUUGGGAGCCCUCCACAUAAAAGAUAUUUUGUCUCCCCUCUUUGGAACUCUGGUAUCUUCUGCUCAGUUUAAUUACUGCAUAGAUUUGGGAUGGCUUGUCAAACAAUAUCCAAAGGAAUUCAGGGAAAAACCUUUAUUAGUUGUUCAUGGAGAGAAAGGAGAAUCCAAAGCAGAACUACAAGAAGAAAAAGGCAUUUAUGACAAUGUCCGCUUGUGCCAGGCAAAACUGGACAUUGCGUUUGGAACCCAUCACACGAAAAUGAUGAUAUUGCAAUAUGAAGAAGGUCUUCGAGUGGUGAUUCAUACCGCAAAUCUUAUUGCUGAGGACUGGUAUCAGAAAACACAAGGGGUAUGGCUAAGUCCUCUGUAUCCAAGACUCCCAGCUGGAGCAUCUGCAUCUGAUGGUGAAUCCCAUACAAUGUUCAAGUCUGACCUAAUAAGCUAUUUGAUGUCUUACAAGUCUCCUGCUCUUGGUAAAUGGGCUGAAACAGUUAAACAAUAUGAUUUCUCAGAGACAAGGGUAUAUCUUAUUGGCUCAACUCCAGGUCGAUACCAAAACAAUGACAAAGAGAAAUGGGGUCAUCUUAGACUUAGAAAGCUGUUGAAAGACCAUGCGAUGCAAAUACCUGAUCAGGAUUCAUGGCCUGUAAUAGGACAAUUCUCUAGUAUUGGAUCAUUGGGAGCCGAUCAGUCCAAAUGGUUGUGUUCAGAAUUCAGAGACAGUUUUACUUCACUUGGAAAUGGCAAGAAGGCUCCAACUAAUCGUGACAUCCCCAUUCACUUGGUUUAUCCAACUGUGGAGAAUGUGAGACGGAGUUUAGAAGGUUAUCCAGCUGGAGGCUCCCUUCCUUACAGUAUAGAAACAGCAAAGAAACAGCUUUGGCUGCAUGCUUAUUUUCACAAAUGGUCGGCUGAAACGUCAGGACGUAGCCGUGCAAUGCCACACAUUAAGACUUAUAUGAGAGCAUCUCCAGACUUCCAGAAGAUUGCAUGGUUUCUAGUUACAAGUGCCAAUCUUUCCAAGGCUGCUUGGGGAGGUUUUGAAAAAAAUGGCACCCAGCUAAUGAUCCGGUCCUAUGAGCUGGGAGUUCUCUUCCUGCCAUCGGAAUUUGGCUUGAAUUCGGGGUACUUCCAAGUGAAGGAAAGUAUGUUUUCUGAUGAGCCAGCUUCAUCAUUUCCUGUACCAUAUGAUCUGCCCCCAGAGAAAUAUGAGGGCAAAGAUCGGCCAUGGAUUUGGAAUAUUCCCUACACAAGAGCUCCUGAUACUAAUGGGAACAUGUGGGUUCCUGGGUGAACUUCAUUCUGAAACAUCAAGCAGAAGUGAACAGUGUUCAUCCAUGAGCAAAUUAAUAAAUUUAUUAAUAUUGUCUUCUGCACACAAUCUACAAUAUCUACAAUAUUAAUUUCUAUAUUGACAUUUUGGAGAAGUUUAGUAUUUCUAAAUCUCAUGACGGCAUGUUGCUUUAAAAACAGUAUUUAUAAGCUUGAUUAUUUGUUCUAAAAUGCUGAGAAAAUAUUAUUGUCUUUGUACUUUUGCCUGAAUAUUUUUCAACCAUGUUUUACCUGCCCUUGAAACAAUAACUAUGAUGGAGAACAUUUUAUAGAAUUGAAAUAAAGUGAACCAAACUACUAA